UUUUAUUUUUGAAUUUCUUUUAUGAACUUUUGGUUUCCCUUCAAUCUCAAGAAAAAGUCGAAUCUUUCGACGAACAGAGAGCUCCGUUCCAGAAUAGAAUCAGAUACAUGCUAACUGUCGGAUUAUUUCUCCAUAGACCUGAAAAUGGAAGAGGAUGGUCCUGAUGCAAAGAAAUGGGAGGACUUGGACAUUGACAUUCUGGUGAAGAUAUUUCAAACUUUUGACAUUUUUGAGUUGACCUCUGGCAUCGCUAGAGUCUGUAGCACAUGGCGUUAUGCUGCUUGUGACCCUCUGUUAUGGAGAACUCUUGAUCUGUCGAUGCUCAAGUCCAAUUUUAUUAAAAUCCCAUUAGAACCUUAUGUUUAUGUGGAUGGGCGAUCUGAUAAAACGCUCACAAGAGUUCUGAAGAUUGCUCUAAAUCUUAGCCGUGGAAACAUAUCGACUUUGAUUUUCCAUUUCAAUCUGUAUGUCAGUGAUGAUCAGUUGACAUAUACUGCUGAAAGGUGCCCAAGGCUGAAACGACUAGUUUUGCCUGCAUGGAAUCGAAUAAAGAGAAGCGGAAUAUGCAAAGCCAUAAGCAUGUGGCAAGAUCUUGAAUCACUAACGAUGCCGAGCAUAGCCAAUCCUCCCUACAUCAUGGAAGAAAUCUCCAAAAACUGUAAGAAAUUUUCGGAGCUCAAAAUCAUGGGGCCAUGCGACAUGUUCUUUGCACAUACACUUGCAAAUUGCUUACCAAACUUAAAAGUGUUGAGCCUACGAUGCUCGAUGCUGUUCAAGGACGCACUACUAAUAAUCUUAGAUGGGUUAAAGCAUCUGGAAGUGCUUAAUAUAUCCCAUUGCAUCCUAAUAGAAGUUCCUCCUCCACCUGCUCCUAGAAAAGUUCUAAAGGAGCUCGAUGAGUCAAUCUUGGAAAAGGCGUGUGGGAUACGGGAGUUGGUGACAUGUAUGGACGAGGUGUGUGUUAUGUGUCGGAGAACGAGGCUGGAUGAAGGGUUGAUGAGGUGGUAUAAAUACGAGGAAGGGCUUUGGAAAGAAGAUGAGAUCAAGUGUCUUGCAAUUUAAAUAAGUAAGUAACCCCAUCUUCUAUCUAUUUUUUUUUAUCGUAAACCCUUUAGUUUGUAUAUUAUCCGUUCGCAUGUAGAUUGUAGAGAAGGCAGACAGGAAAGUUUUGUGCUCAAGAACUCUGCAAGCCCCGUUUUCUUUGUUUUUCUUUGUUUUUCUUUUUGUACAUCUUGGUGGUAUUGACACAUUAGAUCCCCGAGUCUAUAUAAUGAUAUGCAAAAACAUCUCAUCCGUAUUUAUUGACGACAAAUUUACAUCCCGACA
Molecule: messenger RNA, 1326 nt
Organism: Cynara cardunculus var. scolymus (artichoke)
Lineage: Eukaryota; Viridiplantae; Streptophyta; Magnoliopsida; Asterales; Asteraceae
Product: F-box/LRR-repeat protein At3g48880-like
Exons: 3
Coding region: 145-1062 (305 amino acids)
Molecular function (GO): protein binding
Source: RefSeq, a predicted model, not a curated record